AUGUUAAUUGAUUUUUUAAUAACAAGUGGCAUAGUAUGUGUUUACGGUUUUUCUCUGGCUUCUAAUAACCUGAGCAUGCCUGAGAUUCUUCCCCCCGAUGAGUUGGAAAAGUAUAAAAAGGUCUCUCCCGCCGUAGAAAGGCUUUCCAGGAUAAACGACGGACGCGAUAGGUCCGGCUGCUACGCAAUCGCAUUAAUUUCAGGGAAUCCCAGAUGGAUUGAAAAGGGUCGUUACUACGACGUGUAUCGCAUUCACCAACAAGUUGGUAAGCAGAUUUACCUUAACAGGAUUGAGUUUUUUCAUUCUGACCAGGGCUGGUUUGUGAACGGUGAGCCUUACUUACAGAACAUCAGGGCUGUCGCCACUGUGCUGAAGCACUUUAGGAGUCCUAAAAUGAGGACUGUCAAGUUCCGGUCAAAAAAACAUUACAAGCGAACGAUCGGCCACCGUCAGGAGAUGACUCGAAUUUUAAUCGACGACUUUGAAGUAUUGAGGAGUAAUGUGAACAUCUUCACUCAUGAUCCCGUCAACUUUCCUCUUCUGAAAAUGCAGUUGAUUAGGUACCCUAGCCUUGAACUUAAGAAAAUGAAACACAAUACUGUCAGGGGGAUGACUAAGGAUGAAAUUGGGAUAAUUGGCAAAACCCCUCUCGACCACUUCGACCCAGUUUACAACCGGCUAAUAAUUCAGCAACAAUACAAUAAUUUUAUAUAA
Messenger RNA from Theileria annulata, 714 nucleotides. Its product is annotated as plastid 50S ribosomal protein L21 or ribosomal protein L21, putative. The record is from RefSeq and is a predicted model, not a curated record. The transcript has a single exon. Gene Ontology annotation, biological process: translation. Gene Ontology annotation, cellular component: mitochondrial large ribosomal subunit; ribosome. Gene Ontology annotation, molecular function: structural constituent of ribosome; RNA binding. Bases 1 to 714 code for a protein of 237 amino acids. NCBI's taxonomy places the organism in Eukaryota, Apicomplexa, Aconoidasida, Piroplasmida, Theileriidae.